AUGGCGGAGGUCGACCAGCUCCCCCCGCUGGCGGAGGGAGAUGCUGAUGCUGAUGCUGCGGACACGCGGAGGAGCCUGAAGAAGGGGAAGAAGUGCAAGAAGGGGAAAAUGGGCAAGAAAUGCAAGAAGGGGAAAAUGGGCAAGAAAUGCAAGAAGGGGAAGAAGGGGAAAAAGAAUGCAAGCAAGGCAGCAGCACCUGGUGGGACGGCACCUGGUGCUGAGACCCCUGCCGACGCUGGUGCUGAUUCAGUUGGCUCUGAUGGCGCGCCUGGUCGCAGCAUGGCGGAGGUCGACCAGUUUCCCCCGCUGGCGGAGGGAGAUGCUGAUGCUGAUGCUGCGGACACGCGGAGGAGCCUGAAGAAGGGGAAGAAGUGCAAGAAGGGGAAAAAGGGCAAGAAAUGCAAGAAAGGGAAGAAGGGGAAAAAGAAUGCAAGCAAGGGAGCAGCACCUGGUGGGACGGCACCUGGUGCUGAGACCCCUGCCGACGCUGGUGCUGAUUCAGUUGGCUCUGAUGGAGGGGCGAGAGUGAGAGGGCGGGCGAGGCGUUGGCGGCCUUCCUCUUGCGCCAUGGCAGGGGACGCGGCGGCAUUCGCGCCGUUCACCUCGGAGGCCGAGAGGAGGGUCCACUUCAUGCGCCUCGCCAUCGCGCAGGUGCAUGACUCACGCUACCCCUCUUACUGCUAUCAUCACUCUGCUAUCAUCACUUCCACUCGCGCCACUACUCCCUGCACUGCCAACACUCCUGUUGCGUGCUGGUUUUGCUCCAUUCCUAUGCCACCUUUCAGUCCUAUCAGCACUUCCGUUUCCUCCCGCUUCUCCCCCCAUACCCUCCCCUCCUCCUACCCUCCGCGCCUACUCUCCUCCCCUCUUCCCUUCCCCUUCCCCCCGCUCACCAGCAGUACAGGAGCGCAGGGAGCAGAGCUACUGCAGUGCGAGGGGGGCAUACUGGCCAGCGAGGCUAUAGACCUCUUCCGGCGAUUCUACAAGCGAGGUAACCCCAACGGUCUAUCACCACUCUGGCCCUGCUCCUCACCCACCACCCGCUGCUGCUUCCCCACCCACUGA
Closterium sp. NIES-65 is the source of this 1065-nucleotide messenger RNA. Lineage: Eukaryota; Viridiplantae; Streptophyta; Zygnematophyceae; Desmidiales; Closteriaceae. The record is from the annotation of a GenBank genome assembly.